AUGGCAGCAGAAGCAAGAAGAGCCUUAGAGGCAUUAAUGGGAGCUGAAGCUUUAGGAGGUGUUCCGGAUCAUAUGAGGUACGACGAUGAAAAAAAAAUGGAUCUCGGUGCAUGUCCCAAAAUCCAUUCAGAACGAUUAAAAACCGAAUAUGAAGAAGCAAAACAAAAAAAAGUAUGCGAUUUUGAUUUAGAGUUUGAACGUAACCUAGGCAAUUUUGUGUCAGAUUGCGAUCGAAAAAUCGCGAGCGCACAGAAACGCUUGGAUAAAACUCCUGAAGAUAGUGCAAAAGUCUCUCAAUUGACAAGAGAAAUUGAAAAUUUGUCCACCGAAAUAUCAGAAAUGACUAAAGAAGUGGAAGUUCUGGGUGAAGAAGGUAAAGUCGCUGAGUCGAUGAAAUUAUUACAAGAUGUUGAAGCAAAGAAGGCAGCAAAACUCGAAAAAGAG
Molecule: messenger RNA, 444 nt
Organism: Dentiscutata heterogama
Lineage: Eukaryota; Fungi; Glomeromycota; Glomeromycetes; Diversisporales; Gigasporaceae
Source: the annotation of a GenBank genome assembly